AUGGCGCGGCUUAUGAAGCCAAAAAUUAACUCUUUAAGGUAUAGUCAGGCACGGCACGGGCGCGCGGGGCGCUGCGGGGCGCGGGGCGGGGUGCAGGCUGCAGCUGCACGGCUAUUGAUUAGCGCCACAAUCCCCGGCACGCGCCGCGCUCGCUGCACACCGCGCGCCGCGGCCUGCGCCAGCACACAGCGACCACUCACAUCAGAGUGCUCGGAACCCAUGUACUCGCUCGCUGCAACUUGCCACCAGAACCGAGCUAGCGAUGCACCCCUCCGAUGGUUGAGCGGGGUGCACCCGGGGUGCGACGAGGCGCGGGGGGCGGGGCGCGAGUCGCGCGCUCCGCCGGCGGGCGAGUGCCGGCGCCGCAGUGUAUCGCGACGCGCCGAGCCGCGCGCCCGCACCGAUCUCGCUCCUUCUCCUCACGCCAUGGUGCUGUCAGCCUGCGUCCGCGCCGACACGCGCGCCUACUGCUCUGCCCGCUACCAAUCAGCGAGAGACAACAUUGAGCUGUCGGGGCUGGCACUGGGAAUGGUGCCCACAUGGGGACGUCGUCGAGCAGACAAUGUUCUGAUAGUGCAGGAUGUGCUUGAAUACCACGCACUGUUCAUUUGCGCCUCCCAGGAGUUAGCUGUGUUAGCUGGAGAUUAUGUAGUUAGCGCGCGGCACACGUGCACACUGACCUGUACGUGUCGUGCCCGCAGCACUGCCCCGAGUGCUAUGUUUACUCAGCACUGUGCUUUGUUUGUUACAGAGGAGUCCGGCGAGCUCAUCAAGUCGCCGUCGCCGCCGCCCAGCCACGACGGCUCCGCCAGCGGCGAGGGAGACAUCAGCGGCGACGAGCGGCCCCCCUCCCCGCCCCGCGCGCCCUCCGCGCCGCUGCCGCAUCCCUCCCACCCUGCGCACCCCGCGCACCCCCCGCACGUCGCCAGCGCCGCCGCCGCCACCGCCGCCGUCUUCAAUGCGGCGGGCGCCGGCAGCGCGCUGGCGCAGCUCCAGCAUCUGCUGCUCACCCAGCACGGCGCGCACUCUCUGCUGCUGCACACGCAGGUGCAGCAGGCGGUGGCGCAGGCGGCGGCGCAGCAGUUGCAGCAGCUGCAGGCGCGCGCCGGCGCAGUGCCGCCCCCCACCACGGGGACCUCGCCCACUUAUAAGUACAUGCAAGAUGGUCGGUCCCCGUCCCCCCGGCGCACGCCGCCGGGCGCGGCCGCCUUCCUGACGCCGCACACGCCGGGCUCGGGCCGCGCGCGCUCCCCGCUGCACGCGCACGCGCACACUCCGCUGCACGCGCACGCGCACAAACCGCGCGCGCUCGAACCCACGCCCGACGACACUGCCGACCUCGAGGAGCUGGAACACUUCGCCAAGACCUUCAAGCAGAGACGCAUCAAACUCGGGUUCACACAGGGCGACGUCGGCCUCGCGAUGGGCAAGUUGUACGGAAACGAUUUCUCACAAACGACGAUAUCGCGGUUCGAGGCGCUCAACCUGAGCUUCAAGAACAUGUGCAAACUAAAACCGCUCCUGCAGAAGUGGCUGGAGGACGCCGACUCGUCCCUCGCGGGCGGCGGCGCGGGGCCCGGCGCCGGGACCGCGCUGGGCGCCGGCCUGGCCGAGGCCGUGGGCCGGCGCCGCAAGAAGCGCACCUCCAUCGAGUCGGGCGUGCGCGUCGCCCUGGAGAAGGCCUUCCUGCACAACCCCAAGCCCACCAGCGAGGAGAUCGCGGCGCUCGCCGACGCGCUCUGCAUGGAGAAGGAGGUGGUGCGCGUGUGGUUCUGCAACCGGCGCCAGAAGGAGAAGCGCAUCAACCCGCCGGCGGGCGAGGGCGCGGGGGGCGCGGUGGGCGCGGGGGGCGCGGGGGGCGCGGGCGCGCUGGCGCUGCACGCGCUGCAGCCGCUGGCGCUGCUGGCGCGCGCGCCGCCGCGCGACUGA
Messenger RNA from Spodoptera exigua (beet armyworm), 1929 nucleotides. The record is from the annotation of a GenBank genome assembly. Lineage: Eukaryota; Metazoa; Arthropoda; Insecta; Lepidoptera; Noctuidae.